Exophiala aquamarina CBS 119918 is the source of this 2874-nucleotide messenger RNA. RefSeq lists its product as uncharacterized. Gene Ontology annotation, molecular function: DNA binding; DNA-binding transcription factor activity, RNA polymerase II-specific; zinc ion binding. Gene Ontology annotation, biological process: regulation of DNA-templated transcription; DNA-templated transcription. The record is from RefSeq and is a predicted model, not a curated record. The transcript is spliced from 3 exons. The coding region runs from base 1 to 2874 and encodes 957 amino acids. Lineage: Eukaryota; Fungi; Ascomycota; Eurotiomycetes; Chaetothyriales; Herpotrichiellaceae.
AUGACUGAAGACACCAACGUAAUCUCUGUAGACCCUACAGCAAGGCGGCGAAAUGUCGCGGCCUGUCUCCAAUGUGCAAAGACAAAAACGAAAUGUGAUAAAGAUUAUCCAUGCUCUCGUUGUUUACGGAAAGGCAUACCCUGUGUUCCUCGAUUAGCACGAACUACAAAGCUAGCUCGCGAAACGUCGCCACCUGCUGGUCCAUCUGGUGAGCUUUCUGAGACUCUGAACGCUGGAGGGAAAGGUGGAACCAGUGCUCACUACUCCACGAACCUAUGUCCUCCUCCUGCCGUGACCUCCGGUGGGGGCGAUCCUUCAAAUACUCAGACAUUAACUUCAUCUAGCUCUCCGACCAGUGUUGUUGCUAGAGGAGGCAUGUGGUUUGAUGAACGCACCAAUACUCUUCAACGUUCAAGAACAGGAACGACACCCGCUGAUGAAUCUGCCAUUGCACUUGAGGCCGAGUGCAACGAAGCUGAACUCAAUCUGCCAAUUGAUGCCAACCCCAACUUUGAACUCAGUGCGACACCAACGUUUCCUCAGCUCCCAUCGGUUCCGUUUGCACUUAGUGAGCAUGGUCAACAUCUUUCGUUCAAAUCUCCUGUCAGCCUUCCGGCACCACUUUCGAUGGUAGAUUCCCCCAACGACGCCAUUCAUAACCUGCAGACUUAUGGUCUGUUGCUCAAUCAUGGUACACAAGAGGUCGCACCAGAAGUUAGUGUUGGCUCCAAGAAUUUCAUUGAAAAAUUCCAAGCACAUAGUACUCUCUCCGAUACCAGUUUUUUUGCCUUGGAUGCUAUGACGGACUACUCCAAGUUACAAGUUCUUGACCCCAGUGACCUGGGAUUCUUUGAUGGCUCCAUCAAUCUUCAAGGCGCCUUCAACAUACCUGCAGACAGCAGCUCUAUGCUCGAUCCAAUCGUGUCCUUCGGAGAAACGGUGACUCUACCUCCAGCCCAUGAAAACGAUCGUCCGCCAGAUCUUGAUUACUGGAACAUCUUUCAAUGCACGCCUUCGCUCAAUGAUUCUCCACCUCAUGUGAAUCGGGCUUACGUGGCACAGCUGGAGCGGAACUUCCGAGCGCCGGGACCAUGGUCUACUAUGCCCAAUGACUGGCGCGAGCGGCUGCUGCCCCCAGAAGAAAGGUUCACCAAUGUGCCUCUGAGCGACGAAACAAGAGAACGAAUGAUAGUCAUAGCUCAAACCUUUCUCCGCCUUACUUUGGACUCUCAUGGCGUCGGCAUCAACGCUACUCCGAACAAUCUUCUGGCCCAAGAGCCUCCAUACCAUCAUUCGGGUUGUCUCUCCAUGCCUCCUACCAAAGUCCUCUACGCAUACCUAGAGACGUUUCUGGCUAGCUUCGAGCCUUAUUACCCUUUAUGCCCUGCACGAGCACUGAAUCCUAAUAAAUUGGCUGCCAGCAGUAACGAGAAAGGUGCAACGUUGUUGCUUCUCCUCAUGGUCGCCUACGGGGCAAUGAAAGAGCCAGCUGCUAAAGCUCGGUAUUUGUCAGCCUCAAUCCUUGAGAUAGCCCGGCUUUCGAUCUUAGACCAUCUGGAAAAGGAUCACACGUCUUCGCGAAGAGUGCUGACCAUGCACUGCGGCCUCUUAUCCACGGUCCAAGAAGCGUUUGGUGGCGAAAAGUGGCACAUGGACAUUGGCAUGGGUCAAAGACACGCAUUCUUUACCAUGAUGAGACAUGCAAGCUUCUUUCGCUGGUCAGACCCAAAACAUUGGUUGAACACACACAACAACGAUUUGCACACAACGUGGAAGGGCUGGAUGGAAAAAGAGAGCAUCUCUCGGUUAGCAUAUAGCUGGGUCCUGGCCGACCAGGAGAUCAGCUUGGUAUUUGACAGUCAACCAAUUCUCAAGAUAACCGAACUUGAAGUUUCCCUUCCAGCUGAUGAUAGUCUAUGGCUGGCUACUAACGCGAGCGACUGGGCAAAAAAUCUAGGUGCAAGAGAAGGCAUGGUGGAAAACAUGGGUGGCCUGCUGAGCAAGCAACAACAACCAUCCUUGCGACAAUUAUUCCAGUCACUACUUGAGGAUCGUCUAAGCCAUGUCAAGCGCCCAUUGCAAAUAUUGCAUAUGAGACUUCUCCUUUAUCCCAUCCAAAUUCUUGUGUACCAACAAAGCCAGUUGCAGGCCUGCUUCCCAACACAGAAUCUCGCUACGAAGGGGUCGAAAAGGGCCUUGGAAAUUUCUUACGCGGUUCGCUCAAAUGAUAUCGAAUGCCUCCUUCAGCGGUGGAAACAGUAUUUCGACAAUUUACCACAUGCGCAAAUACGCUUGCGCAUGAUGAGACAGGCUGCGCUCAUCAUUUACCACCUCAUCUGCCUUGACGUGCAUGUUUCUAUUGCCGACAUUGAACGAUUUACUCGAGGUGAAGCAGCGGCAUUCUCGAGUGCAGAUCUGUGCUACUUUGAUGAUCAUUGGCUUCAAUGUCCAGAGGCAGUAAUCGUCCACAGUGGUCAGAUCCUAGGCCUCACUCGCCAGACCGAACCCGAGCUACGACCGUUGUGGUGGGGGGCGGCGGUCUACCGUGCAGCCAUUGCGCUAUGGAUCUGUGGGGUAUUCCGGUCAAGAGGGAGAAUUAAAUCCCAUAUGUACGUUGCUAACAGCAGCACAAGAACUGUGCCAGUCGACACUACAGACGAUCAUGAACCUACUAUGCAGGCAUACCUCAAUGAACGCAGAGGCACCCCUUGUCUGACGAGGCAAGACGGCACACGCGUGUCGCUAGACGAUCCUGCUGUAAUCCUCGACGUCUGCAUCGAGACGCUCGAUUGUGGACCCGUGGUGACAAAAUUCUGCCAGGGCGCAAAGUGGAAGCUCAAAACAUUACGAAAAGCCUGGGAAGCACUGAGUUAG